Mercurialis annua (annual mercury) is the source of this 759-nucleotide messenger RNA. RefSeq names its product probable transcriptional regulator RABBIT EARS. The record is from RefSeq and is a predicted model, not a curated record. NCBI's taxonomy places the organism in Eukaryota, Viridiplantae, Streptophyta, Magnoliopsida, Malpighiales, Euphorbiaceae. The coding region runs from base 126 to 737 and encodes 203 amino acids. The transcript has a single exon.
GAGAGAAAAUGAAUUGAGAGCUUCCCUUCUUUUUAUUUCUUCUCUAUAUUAAGAGUUAGACCUUGAAGGUCUUUUUCCCAUAUUCAAUAACCUCAUAUUAUUCAUUUCUUGAGCAAAUUUAAAGAAUGGAACAAGAAACCCAGUAUUGGAUGCUGAUGAAGAGGAGACAAAUCUUGAAAUCAAAUUUUGAAGCAUGGAACAAUAAUAAUUCGAUUCGAGAUUCGUCGAAAGCUUUCGAAGAAGAUCAUCAUGCUUCAAAUCAUGAUCUUUGUGGAUACAUAUGGCCUCCAAGAUCUUACUCUUGUAGUUUCUGCAAAAGAGAAUUCAGGUCAGCUCAAGCCCUAGGUGGUCAUAUGAAUAUCCAUAGAAGAGAUAGAGCUAGGCUUAAACAAUCUCUAAUUACUCACAAUAAUGAUCUUUUUCUUAAUCUAAAUCAUACUCAAAGUACUCUAAAUUCAUUUGAUUCUCAUAUUUCUUCUUUAGAUUAUGUUCUUGAUCCUCUUACUUCAUCUAGGGUUUCGUCUAGGGUUUCAUCUUCUUCUUCGAUUAUUCAGAAUUCGAACUCGAGACCUGAAACGGUUACGAAUAAUGUGGAAACUGAUUUAUUUAUAGGUUUUAAUAAUUAUUCUGUGGUUAAGGGAAAUUUAUCAACAGUUUCUUGUGGUAAUAUUAGUUUUAAGAGGCCUAAGACUAGUUGUUCUAGUGAUGGCAUAGAUCUUGAGCUCAGGCUUGGUUAAUUAAGUAGCCUUUUAAUCAAUA